Messenger RNA from Exophiala oligosperma, 1354 nucleotides. RefSeq lists its product as uncharacterized. The record is from RefSeq and is a predicted model, not a curated record. Lineage: Eukaryota; Fungi; Ascomycota; Eurotiomycetes; Chaetothyriales; Herpotrichiellaceae. The coding region runs from base 1 to 1221 and encodes 406 amino acids. The transcript has a single exon.
AUGUCGGCCGGUCUGAGCGAGACGGCCACUCUCACGUACAACACCGGUCGCAGCAGAGAAGCAAAGAACAGUAGUCGUCAGAGUGCCACUGUCCGUCCACAAAGGUCACGCCGGUUGCAGAAGCGUUCAUCUUCCAAUGCCUUGACCGUUUCCUCCUCCUCCACCACGACGACUGGCCCGAUGGUGCCAAUUACGGUCCAACAUCCCGACCAAAGCCUCGCAGCCUCGCCUCAGUCACGCAACCAACAAGUCAUCCCCCAGCGCUCCUCAUCUCUGCGCAAACAACAACGUCCUCCGACCGCCGACGGUGCGACGACAAGAGCCAGAUCCAAGCCGUCUGCCGAACAGCUCGGUGUACGACCGCCAUCCAGCGGCGCACAGGACCCAGACCAACAAGACACCGCGGCCGUUGCGCACGACCAGAAAUCUCCGUCACCUCCUCUGCCUCCCUCUACAUCGUCUAUUACAAGAGACCAAUCAGGCCUCCACCCUCCACGGACACCUCGUCACGUCCCACUCGCACCAUUCGAUCCCUCGCCUCUCAACCCUCUCUACCACAUUCCUUCUCCGGAAAUGUCCAGCGGACCCUUUCAACAACAGCCGACAUCUCCAGCGUCCUCGUCGUCACCGCCGCCACCGCCACCACCACCACCACCAACAACAAUAGCCCCCGCGCAACCCACCACCACGAACUCGGACGCGCCCAAAACCCAGAAGACCGGCCCUCACCUCGACGAACACACGAUACCUACCCUCCCGCGGGGCUUCCGCCCGGGAACGUCCAGCCACCAGACGGACGUCGAGACCGUCUGGCGGCCGGCCGUGACGCGCGAGCACGUCAAGGAACACACCGUCGAGGUCGUCCAGGAGCGGGUGACGCGCGAGAUCCACGUCCACCACUACUACACGCACGUCCAGCCCGUCCGGGCCGUCGAGGUCCUCCCCGCGCGGCACUUCAUCGUCGACCCCGCGACCGGCCAAAAGGUCGAGAUCCCGGCCCCCGAAGGGUGGGAGAUGCCCGCCGACAUGCGCCCGCGGAGGCCGGAGGCCGAGGACCUCCUCGAGCCCGUGACCAGACACUACCUCGUCGACGAGGACCACCCGCAAGGCGUCGCCGAGCCGCCGCCCCGCGACUUCCCCACGCGCAGCCAGUCGGAACUCAACAGGAUCGCCAGGGCAAGCCACACGGCCAGGUGGUCGCCUUUUCCAAAAGUCGACUGAAAAACCCGACGAGCUCGCCGGCGACGGUGGUAACCUCAGGAGAGUUCCCAAGCCCCAAAAGCCAAAAGCCCAAAACCUUGUCAGCAGCAGCAAUAACAACAACAACAACAACAACAACAACAACAACAACAAC